AUGGUAGCAGAAACAAAACUCUACGACGCCCUCUCCGUCUCUCCUACAGCCACCCAAGAUGAAAUCAAGAAAGCAUAUCGAAAAGCUGCAUUGAAGUUCCACCCAGACAAGAACAAAGACAACCCAAAUGCAGCAGAAAAAUUCAAAGAAGUGUCACAAGCCUAUGAGGUGUUAUCAGAUCCAGAGAAGCGGAAGGUGUACGACCAAUAUGGCUUAGAGUUCCUAUUAAGAGGAGGACAGGCUCCUCCUCCAGGUGCUGAGGGCAUGGACGGCGGCAUGCCCGGAGGUGGAUUUGGAGGAGGUAUGCCUGGUGGCUUCAGUUUUGGUGGAAUGCCUGGCGGCGGUACUCGCUCAUUCCACUUCAGUACAAACGGGGGCCAAGGCUUCAGCUUUUCAGAUCCCAACGACAUUUUCUCGAGCUUCGCUCGUGGUGGUGCAGGUGGCGGCGGAGCUGCUGGUGCCGAUGAUGAUGACAUCUUCAACUUAUUGGGCGGUGCGUUUGGAGGCGGUCGCGGGGGUCCUCGAAGGAGUGCCGGCGGAUUUGGAAGCUCUUUCGGUGGUGGGCAACCCCGACCCCAGACACCUGAAGUCACGGUCGUUGAACGACAACUACCAGUGACGCUCGAGGAGCUGUCCAAGGGAGCGCACAAGAAGAUGAAAAUUAAGAGAAAGACAUUCAACUCUCAAGGCCAGCGGGUGACCGAAGACAAAAUACUCGAAAUGGACAUCAAGCCUGGUCUGAAGGCGGGGUCCAAGAUUAAAUUCUCUGGUGUGGGAGAUCAAGAGGAAGGCGGAACGCAAGAUCUUCAUUUCAUCGUCACCGAGAAACCUCAUGCAACACUCACACGGGAUGGCGACGAUUUGAAGACAACAAUCGAGUUAGAUCUGAAGGAGGCACUUACCGGAUGGAAACGAACGGUCACGACGAUUGAUGGAAAACAGCUGAAUGUCUCCGGCGCUGGGCCAACCCAGCCAGGUUACGAAGAACGAUUCCCUGGCCUCGGCAUGCCGAUCAGCAAGAAGCCGGGCGAGAGAGGAGAUUUUGUGGUCCAGGUCAAGGUCAAUUUCCCUCGUUCAUUGACUGCAGCACAAAAGGCGAAGAUCAAGGAAGCCCUGCCAUAG
Messenger RNA from Exophiala spinifera, 1122 nucleotides. RefSeq lists its product as uncharacterized. Gene Ontology annotation, molecular function: protein-folding chaperone binding. Gene Ontology annotation, biological process: translational initiation. Bases 1 to 1122 code for a protein of 373 amino acids. The transcript has a single exon. Gene Ontology annotation, cellular component: cytosol. NCBI's taxonomy places the organism in Eukaryota, Fungi, Ascomycota, Eurotiomycetes, Chaetothyriales, Herpotrichiellaceae. The record is from RefSeq and is a predicted model, not a curated record.